Nannospalax galili (Upper Galilee mountains blind mole rat) is the source of this 357-nucleotide messenger RNA. RefSeq names its product 60S ribosomal protein L29-like. NCBI's taxonomy places the organism in Eukaryota, Metazoa, Chordata, Mammalia, Rodentia, Spalacidae. The record is from RefSeq and is a predicted model, not a curated record. Bases 1 to 357 code for a protein of 118 amino acids. The transcript has a single exon.
AUGGCACAGAAGUGGCAUCAAGAAACCCCGAUCACAAGAUGUGAAUCUCCUAAAGGGAUAUAUCCCAAGCUUCUGAGGAGCAUGCAUUUUACCAGGAAGCUCAAGAAGAAGAUGCCGGAAAACAGUUCUGAGACCAUGAGUGCAGGAGCUGAAGCUGUCAAGGCCUCUGUAAAGCCCAAAGAGGUGAAGGCCAAGAUCCCAAAGGGUCUCAACCACAAGCUCCAUCAACUUGCCUUCAUUGCUCAUCCCAAGCUUGGGAAGUGUGCUUGUGUCCACAUUGCCAAGGGUCACAGGCUUUGCCCACCAAAGGCCAAGGUCAAACCAAGACCCAGGCUCUACCUCUGGCUCCCACUUUAA